Molecule: messenger RNA, 1394 nt
Organism: Haliotis rufescens (red abalone)
Lineage: Eukaryota; Metazoa; Mollusca; Gastropoda; Lepetellida; Haliotidae
Product: carbohydrate sulfotransferase 13-like
Exons: 2
Coding region: 1-1143 (380 amino acids)
Biological process (GO): carbohydrate biosynthetic process
Cellular component (GO): membrane
Molecular function (GO): sulfotransferase activity
Source: RefSeq, a predicted model, not a curated record
AUGGGAGCUGUUCAGCAACUGUUCCCAUGGUCGCGCAGGUUGUCCUCCCCCCGGGUGUUGAUGGCAAUGGCGUUUGCAAUGCUGCGACUCACCGACGCGAUUGAUGCCGACCCCUCUGUGUAUGCAAAGCGACGAAGUCGUCUACAGCAACUUUGUGUGGGAAAUAACGGCAAGGGGUGGACAGAAAACAUUCUCGUCUACCGCAACAUGUCAUACGGUGUGCUAGCCAAGGCCGGUUGCACAUUCUGGAUCCGCGUCUUUCGGUUCCUACACAAUGAUACGUUGGGACAUGACAAUCCUUUCCAGAUGACAAGAGGGGAAGCACACGGGGGACCCAGAAAAAUAAAGAUGUAUCGACUUCAGAAAGAGGAGGAUAGACGUGUUGUCAUGGCAACAACACGUUUCAUGGUGUCAAGAAACCCAUUUACUCGCUUGUUCUCAGCCUACAUAGACAAAUUAUAUCUUAUUGACUAUUGGUCACGAGCUGGUAAAACCAUCGUCUCCCGCAGAGAGAAUGCAUCUGCUUUAAGUCUGAGAUGUGGGCACGAUGUGAGCUUCGCAGAAUUCCUUUCGUAUGUUGUAGACGUUGGUGAGCGUGAUGUUUUGUCCCUAGACGGACACUGGCGUCCGAUCGAGCACACAUGCAACCCGUGCGCAUUCAAACCGGAUAUAGUGAGCAAACAGGAGACCUUCUCGCAAGAUGCACGCUUCAUACUGUCGCGAUUCGGUCUCGGAUACCUGAUGCAGAACUACUCUAGCAGGCACCAUGUGCUGGAUGAAUUGUCAAUUAUUACAAAAGGGAACUACAAGCCCAGUGACGCGUGCCUAACCCGGAUGCAGAUGGCAGGAAGGUUAUGGAGAACAUUUCAGAUCAAUGGCUAUCUAACUCACGGCUCAGAGGCAGUUUUAGAAACGGAAUCUUCAAACAGUCUGACUGAAGACAAACUGAUUCGGUUGAUGUCCCAGUCCUAUCUGGACCACAUUUUGACUAAACAAGAGACUUCAGCGCAGAGACGAGCCCACCUUAGGCAGGCCUACGCCACAGUACCACGGAACAUACUUGAUAGGGUGGUCAAACUAUUCAGAAAUGACUUUUUGUUCUUCGACUAUGACAGUUCUAUAGACACUCUUUUGCGUGAGUAACGUGCAUAGCAUGUGCAAAAGGUGGGUUGUUGUUAUGAUAGUUGCUUAUUUAUAAGAUUGAUGAACGGUAAACGAUGACAUGUUUUAGUUCAUAGGCGAUGGUCGCCAUGCUUUAAUUACUAGCGCCCAAAACAGUUAGUACAAAAGUGGCAUUGGCACUUUAGACGAAACGGGAUUUACAUAUUAACGAAAUAAGAUUGUUAAUACAUCUUACAACAGUUGGGGUCUUGGAUAUUUCGUUCAAGAACAAA